CUCCCUGCACGUUCCUGGUCAUCUCCUCCGCUCCUCUCAGAACCUCCAUCUUUUUACACUAUCCACACCCACUGCUCUCUCUUGUCUUAAACCUUUCAGUCUUGCUCUCCUUACCUCUGGAAUGCUAUCCCCGAAUUCCUCCGUACAGAAUACUCACCCUUAAAGAAAAAACUCAGAAUUCAACUUCUGGAGCACUAAAACAGUAUUUUGUCUAGUCCUCGAGUCAACACUUUACCUUUGUGUGGUCUUUUAGUGUAAAUAGGGCAUCUGAGUCUACCAUAUUACAUGUGGCACUACAAUGGCUUAUAUUACUUUCUAGCAUUACAAAACAGCUUGCAUUGCAUUUAAAUGGACAAUAAAAUUACAACCAUUUUAUUUAAACAAAUAGGAAGCAGAGAUCCCCAACCAGUUGUUUGUGAGCAAUGUUGCUCACCACUUCUUUUGAUGUUGCUCCCAGUGGCCGUAAAGUAGGUGCCCAGUUUCAAAUUUCUGGCUGGGAGACAAGUUUUGGAAGCACAGAGACACAGUUUCACUCCAAGCAGAGCCUCCUGCAGGCUAGCAGCAAGCCCUUAUUUAGCAUCCCCAAUAAACUUUUUUAUGCUUUGUGUGAAUCACCAACACUUUCUAUAUCUGAGUGUGGCUCAUGAGUAAAAAAGGAUGGGGGUCUCUGAUAGGAAGUAUCCAGUUAACAGACCUUAAAGGUCAGUGAUGGCAGAAUUGUGAAGGGGUGUGAGUAGCAGCGGCAAACGGUCAGAUAAUGGGUACCGUCAUGGACUUCAAUAAAAGCAUAAAUACAUACAUACAUACAUACAAUGGCCUGUAUAUAAUGUGUUUUCAAAGGGUCUAGGGACUUUUCAGCUGCUUUUUUUUGGGGGGUCCAAACUACAGAAAGGGUGAGACUGGAGAAUUACUAUAAGAAAACAGGGUAUAUAACCUGGUUAUGCAAAAAAUAAAACUGGACCCCAAAAAAGCAAAACAAGAGGUAUUGAAGGUUCCAUGAGGUGGUUGUGUGACACUUCCAAUAAGAAUGUAGCAUGCAGCUGUGUAUAGAACCUGAAGCUGUAACUGCCCUCACCAAGCUUUCCACGGCAGUGAUGUAUAGGGGUGCUUCACCCAUGAGGCAAAGUGAGAACUUUACCUUGCCUCGGGAUAUGGCAACAAGCUAGAGCUGCGAGCGUAACUGUACAGCUAGGACUAGCAAUGCCUGCCUUCCUCUGAGGUAAAAAUGGAAGACUAAAACAUCAGAAAGUCCCAAGUGUGGCAUUAGACAGAAGGCUAGAGAAGUCGGCAAAAUCCAUCGGCUUUCUGUUAAAAUUUCCAUCCACCAGCUUAACAAACUGCCUUGAACCACCUCACUCCAUACAACAAAGUACAUGUCACGUGGUCUAUGUGCGCUCCUUGAAUCUUUUGUGGUCGCGCCGGUGAUGACGUCGCCCUGCACCCGGAAGUGUUUGGUUGCGCUGGUACCGUCCCCACGUGUGUAGAAGUAGUGGAUUUUCUUCUGCUGUUACGGCCCGAGUCCCGGGCUCCGUACUUCCGAACAGCGGGCAUGGAGAAUUUCCAGCUCAGCUUGUACGGACUUAGCACAAUUGCUCAGAGGAGCGGUGGGGAGCUGAACAAGUUUCUGUCGAAACAGAUAUGGAGUCCCCAGGACAGAGAAGCUAUCCUCAACAUUUUAGCCCAGUUGUUGCUAGACAAGGAGUGCACAGUGCUCAUUGGGCGACAACUUCGACCUUUGCUUUUGGAUCUCUUGGAGAGGAAUGCAGAGUCAAUCAGAGCUGGGGGCCAGAUUAACCAUGAUCUACAUGAGAGACUUUGUGUGGCAAUGAGCAAGUUGAUAAAUUGCUAUCCCGAUGUACUUCCGUUUGCAUUAAGAUAUUUUCAGAAUGCCUCACCAGUUUUCCAGAGGCUCUUUUUGGAGAGCUGUGACUCUGGUGCUGUCCGAUAUGGACGAAGACGCAUGAAACUGCGAGACUUGAUGGAAGCUGCUUAUAGGUUUCUGAAACGGGAUAUGUUCUCCUUUCGAGAGCUGUGGGAUUGGAGUGUCUGUUUGCCUCUUCUUAAAAGUCAUGAUCUGACUGUCCGGUGGUACACUGCCCAUUGCUUGUCAUUGGUUACCUGUAUGUCUGAUGCAAAUAAACAGAUAUUUCUGAAGAAAAUGUUCAGCACAGAUGAGCUAAUUAACUUCAGGCUUCAGUUCCUGGAUGAACUGCAGAACCAAAAUCUGGAGCGAGGUCUAUUGAUGGCUAACCAAGAGAAAACCACGUGGCAGAUAAAGAAAUGCCAGCAUUAUACACAAGGUCAGAUUGUGUCUGGCGACCUUUGUUCAAGCGUUGUUCCAGUGUGUGGCAUCAUCCUACCUAAAAAACAGUCGAAGGGACAACAUUCGGAGGAGAGUAUUAGCCAGCUUGUGUUGGUAGAAUCUACUUGCAAAAACCUUCAUAGCCUUGCACUAGCUGUCUCCUACCAGAAUCCUGUGCUCUUGGAAGGACCGAUAGGGUGUGGAAAAACUGCUUUAGUGGAGUACUUAGCCACUGUUACUGGACGCCACCAGCCUCCUGACAUUCUAAAGGUUCAACUUGGAGAUCAAACUGAUAGUAAGAUGUUGCUGGGAAUGUAUCGCUGCACAGACAUUCCAGGGGAGUUUGUGUGGCAGCCGGGAACCCUGACCCAGGCUGUUGCCAAUGGACAUUGGAUCCUUUUGGAGGAUAUUGACUAUGCACCGUUGGAUGUGAUCUCAGUGUUGUUACCUGUUCUGGAAAAUGGAGAGUUGCUAAUGCCUGGAAGGGGAGAUUGCAUAAAAGUAGCUCCAGGAUUUCAACUCUUUGCCACCAGACGACUGUUGAGCUCUAGUUCUGGUGUGUGGUAUCGUCCACAAAACACUCAUGCUUCUUUACUGGACAAACACUGGACCAGAAUACAUCUGGGUAACAUGAGCAGAGAAGAACUCAAAGAGGUAAUUCUGAAGCUCUAUCCUAAUUUGGAACUUGUGACGGACAGACUACUUGAUAUUUACAUACAGCUGACUGGGGAUAAACAUUUAGCAAUGUCUGAUUUAGAAACAGAAGCUGAAGCACUUUUACAAAAGCCAUUGGAACAGAAUGUGCCAAGACCUAACCUUGAAGGUCGAGGGUUAUCAUUAAGGGAUUUGUUGAAGUGGUGCAACAGAAUUAUACACAACUUUGACAGCACUGCCUCCAGCACAGCACUAAAUAUAUUUCAUGAGGCAAUGGACUGCUUCACAGCUAUGUUGUCAAAACCUGGAAGUAGACUGAGGAUGGCAGAAGUGAUUGGAAGCAAACUAAAUAUUUCUAAACAAAAGGCAGAGUUCUACUGUCAACUUUAUAAGCCAAAUAUUUCAGUCAGAGAGCUGGAUGUUUCUGUAGGAAGAGUGGAGAUACUCCGAAAGCAAACCGAAACUGUACAUGUUCACAGGGAGAGGAUUACCUUUGCAGCUACUCGGCCAUCAUCUGUUUUAAUUGAACAGCUUGCUGUAUGUGUUAACAAAGGAGAAUCUGUUCUGCUUGUGGGAGAAACAGGGACAGGAAAAACAUCCACUGUGCAAUAUCUUUCUCAUGUGGCAGGUCAGCGUCUGCGUGUUGUGAACAUGAAUCAGCAGAGUGACACUGCUGAUCUCUUGGGGGGCUAUAAGCCUGUGGAUCAUAAACUGAUCUGGCUUCCUCUCAGAGAGGGAUUUGAGGAACUGUUUGCCCAAACUUUCUCAAGGAAACAGAACCAAACUUUUCUGGGCCACAUCCAGACCUGCUACAGACAGAAAAGAUGGCAAGAUUUAUUAAAAUUAAUGCAACACGUGCUUAGGUCUGCUCUCAAUAAGGUACAGACUGGAGAGGCUGAAUUCCUUUUAAAAGAAAAAUGGGAAGGAUUUUCCUUGCGUUUAAACCAAGCCCAGCAACAAAUGAGGAUGACUGAAAAUGCUGUUCUCUUUGCUUUUGUUGAGGGCACUCUCGCUCAAGCAGUAAAGAAAGGAGAGUGGAUUUUACUGGAUGAAAUUAACCUUGCUGCUGCUGAAACAUUGGAAUGUUUGUGUGGUUUACUUGAGGGUAUAUCUGGAUCGCUAGUUUUACUGGACAGAGGAGACACAGAGCCCCUGGUGCGACAUCCAGACUUUCGACUGUUUGCAUGUAUGAACCCGGCUACUGAUGUUGGGAAAAGGAACCUGCCUCCAGGAAUAAGGAAUAGGUUCACAGAACUUUAUGUGGAAGAACUGGAAAAUGAGGGUGAUUUACAGAUACUUAUUAUGGACUACCUUAGAGGCCUAAAUGUUAGCAAAACCGUUGUUCAAGGAAUCAUCAGUUUUUACUUGGCUAUUCGGAAAAAAUCCAGUGCAGAGCUUGUUGAUGGCACAGGUCACAGGCCUCAUUACAGCUUGCGCACACUGUGUAGAGCAUUGAGAUAUGCUUCAGCAAAUCCCUGCAACAGUGUACAGCGCUCCUUGUAUGAGGGAUUUUGCCUUGGCUUCCUUACACAACUGGAUAGAGCUUCACAUUCUGUAGUGCUGGGGUUGAUACGCCGUUAUAUUUUGCAAGGAAACAUAAAACAUCUACUCAGUCAGCCUCUCCCAGAGCCACGAGGUAGCAGAUUUGUGCAGAUACAAGGUUACUGGAUCCCAGUGGGGGAUAAAGACCCUGCUAUAGAUGAAAGCUAUAUUCUAACCUAUUCAGUCAACUUAAAUCUAAGAGACCUUGUUAGAGUGGUCUCUGCAGGGACUCACCCAGUUCUGAUCCAGGGAGAAACUUCUGUAGGGAAAACAAGUUUAAUUAGAUGGCUGGCUUGUGCUAGUGGGAAUCAUUGCGUCCGAAUUAAUAAUCAUGAGCACACAGAUAUCCAGGAAUACAUUGGAUGUUACACCUCAGAUGUGUCUGGAAAACUGAUUUUUAAAGAAGGUGUUCUAAUUGAUGCUAUGAGAAAAGGUUAUUGGGUAAUAUUGGAUGAGUUGAAUCUGGCUCCAACCGAUGUACUUGAAGCUCUGAAUAGACUGCUGGAUGAUAAUAGGGAGCUUUUUAUAACAGAAACACAGGAAGUAGUAAAAGCACACCCAAGGUUCAUGCUCUUUGCUACACAGAACCCACCAGGACUCUAUGGUGGUAGAAAGGUGUUGUCUAGGGCUUUUCGGAACAGAUUUGUGGAACUGCAUUUUGAUGAACUGCCCAGUGCCGAGCUUGAAACUAUCCUGCACAAGAGAUGCUGCCUUCCACCCUCUUACUGUAACAAGCUAGUUGCAGUUAUGUUAGAGCUUCAGUCAUACAGAAGAGGAUCCUCUGUAUUUGCAGGGAAACAUGGAUUUAUAACUCUGAGAGAUCUUUUUCGCUGGGCAGAGAGAUACAGAUUAUCAGAACAAAAUGAAAAAGAUUAUGAUUGGCUUCAACAUUUAGCCAACGAUGGCUUCAUGCUUCUGGCAGGUAGAGUAAGGAAACCUGAAGAAGAGGAGGUUAUCCUAAAAGUGUUGAAAAAAUGCUUCAAGAAGCAGGUAGAACCUCAGCAUAUCUUCUCCAGAGGAAGUGUGCAAAGACAACUUGAUUCUUUAUCUGUCCAGCAAGAUAUUGUGGAUUUUAGAUUUUCUCACAUUGUGUGGACACAAGGCAUGAGAAGGCUGGCUGUGCUUGUCGGACGGGCCUUACAGUUUGGGGAGCCAGUACUACUAGUGGGAGAUACAGGAUGUGGAAAAACAACCAUCUGCCAGCUAUUUGCUGCCCUGGCCAGUCAAACAUUGCACUGUGUUAACUGCCAUCAGCACAUGGAGACCUCUGAUUUUUUGGGAGGGCUGCGCCCCAUCCGACAGAGAUCGAAAGACAAAGAUGAUGUGGAAUAUUCUAAGCUUUUUGAGUGGCAUGAUGGACCGCUAGUAUUGGCUAUAAAAGAAGAUGGUUUCUUUUUAAUGGAUGAGAUCUCUUUAGCAGAUGAUUCUGUAUUAGAGAGACUGAACAGUGUUCUUGAAGUUGAAAAGACAUUGGUGCUGGCUGAGAAAGGAAGUGGUGAAGAUGAAACCGAAGAAGUGGAAAUUUUAACAGCAGGAAAACAGUUCAGAAUUCUUGCUACAAUGAAUCCUGGGGGGGACUUUGGCAAAAAGGAGCUCUCCCCUGCCCUGCGUAACAGAUUUACAGAGAUUUGGUGCCCCCAGAGCAAUGACCGUCAUGAUCUUGCAGAAAUUAUUAAGCACAAUUUGCACACUGGAUUGUCACUAGGCUCUUCAUACUGUAAUGGUGCUGACAUAGCUGAUCUCAUGAUGGAUUUUAUUGAGUGGCUUACAAAUCAAGACUUUGGACGUCGUUGUAUUCUAAGUGUUAGAGACAUAUUGUCCUGGGUAAACUUUAUGAAUGUCAUGGUUGGAGAUAAAGAUGCGGUAAACAGUAAUGCUCCUGGGGCUGAUCUUGAUGCUGUCACAGCUUUUGUACAUGCUGCAUGUUUGGUGUAUAUUGAUGGAUUAGGGUCAGGAACAACCUUUACCUCUGCUGAAGCAGCCACAUUUGCCCGACAACAGUGCAUGCGAUUCUUAAGAGAGAAACUGUCUGAAAUUCUCAGCUUGACUGAAGAUGUACACUCUGAGUUAAAGCUGUAUGACCAAGCCACCCAGAGAAAAAUAUGUUGGAGAGAGGAUUGUUUUGGGAUUCACCCAUUCUAUAUACCCAUUGGUCCUUACUUCCAAGAAAAUAAAAUAACUGAUUACGCACUGAAUGCUGAAACUACAUCUAUGAAUGCACAGAGGUUGCUGAGAGCACUACAACUCAACAAGCCGAUUAUCUUGGAGGGUUCACCUGGAGUUGGCAAAACUAGUCUUGUCACAGCGUUGGCCAAGGCAUCUGGAAACUGUCUUGUUCGAAUUAACCUGUCUGAGCAAACGGAUGUGACUGAUCUUUUUGGUACCGACUUGCCUGUUGAAGGAGGCAAGGGAGGAGAAUUUGCCUGGCGCGAUGGUCCUCUUCUUUCUGCUUUAAAAGCUGGACAUUGGAUUGUACUUGAUGAACUGAAUCUGGCAUCUCAGUCUGUUUUGGAGGGAUUGAAUGCCUGCUUUGAUCAUCGGGCCGAGGUGUACAUUCCUGAACUUGGAAUGAACUUCCAGGUUCAGCAUGAGAGGACAAAGAUAUUUGGAUGUCAAAAUCCAUUUCACCAAGGUGGAGGCAGAAAGGGCCUCCCACGAUCUUUCCUAAACAGAUUUACACAGGUUUAUGUGGAUCAACUUUCAUUUGCGGACAUGGAGUUCAUUGCUAAUUCACUAUUUCCUUCCCUCGGCACAUCCACUGUUUCAAAGAUGGUUGCUUUCAACAACAAGAUUGACCAUCAAGUUAUGGUAGAAAAGAAGUGGGGUCAAAAGGGAGGACCAUGGGAAUUUAACCUGCGUGAUUUAUUUCGCUGGUGUCAGCUCAUGCUGGAAGAUCAAACUCCUGACAGCUAUGAUCCAGCCCAACAUGUAUUUCUUAUUUAUGGAGAAAGAAUGAGAACAAAACCGGACCGGGAAAAGAUUAUUUCUGUAUACAAAGAAGUGUAUGGUCAAGAUCUAACUCCAUAUCUGGGAACACGAUACUUUUACAUCACACCUCAGAAUGUGCAGCUUGGGUAUUCAGUCCUUCCUCGUAGCUGUGACUCUCCUCUGUCAUUUUCUGGACACCUGUCUCUGCUUCAUCAUUCCUUGCAAUCUCUCGAGCCAGUUAUGAAGUGCGUACAGAUGGGCUGGAUGGUAAUUCUUGUGGGACCUGCAGCUGUCGGAAAGACAAGUCUUGUGCAGACCCUAGCUCUUCUAACUGGUCACAAACUGAAAAUCAUGGCAAUGAACAGUGCUAUGGACACUACAGAGCUCCUGGGAGGGUUUGAACAGGCUGAUAUCAACAGACCAUGGCAACAGCUUUUGGAGCAGGUGGGGAACGCUGUAACAACAUUAGUGAGGGAUAGCCUUCUGACCACUGAUGCCUCCCCAGAUGAAACAGAAGCAUUGCUGCGUUCAUGGACCACUAUGAGCCUUAUUCAUAAGCCCCAGUCUGUUGGGGAAGCAGGCAGUGGCAUCACCACAGAUCUUCUGAAUAAACUUGAAGGAGUCCUUGUUCAAAUUCAGAGGCUGAACCUCAGACUCAACACAUUCACAAAAACAGAGUUUGGAGCCCUAGUGGAGCAGUUCCACAGCUUUAAAGAGCAGCUGCUUCAUUCAGUGGAAGGACAGAGUAGUGGGACAUUUGAAUGGGUGGAUGGAAUGCUGGUGCAGGCCCUGCAGUGUGGGGAUUGGUUACUGAUGGACAAUGUCAACUUCUGUAGUUCUUCAGUUCUGGACCGAUUAAAUGCCUUGUUGGAGCCUGGAGGAGUUCUUACAAUGACAGAACGAGGGGUUACUGAUGGGUCCAUGUUAACUAUAACCCCUCACCCAAACUUCAGGCUAUUUCUUUCAAUGGAUCCCUCUCAUGGGGAAAUAUCUAGAGCUAUGAGAAAUCGGGGAAUUGAGCUGUAUAUUUCUGGGGAAAGUGAAGGAAUGUUAUUGGAUUUAUUCGACACUAAGAGGUUGAUUCAUAAUCUUGGUGUGGUGGGUGAUGAUGUAUGUAACGCCUUGAUAGCAGUUCACUCUGAAACAAAAGAAGCUGUGACUGGUUCUCCCUGUGGUUCCCUUUCUGCUUUACUUCAUGCUGCUGCACUAAUAUCUCAGCAGCUGCAACGUGGUAUUGGACUUGAAACAUCUUUUCGCAGCGCUUGCAACGAGGUUUUCCUUAAUUGCCAGCACUCCCUUGCAAGUCAAAAGAGGGUCCAUGAGAUUGUGAUGAGUAAGGUCUCUGCCCUGGUCACAGCACAGGAAGGAUCCUUUUUAUCCUUGGGGUUAUGGCCUGAUUCUGUACCUUCUGCUCUCCUUUCUUGCGAAGACUCUGCAAUUUCUACUAUUUUAAGAGAUGGACAGGUCCUAGUUUAUGCCCUGAAUAGACAAAGUUUACAACAUAGCAGAACUUUACCUCUUACUUUGCAUGAUCUUCGAAAGGCAAGUCAAUCUUCCCCAGGGGACGGUCUACAUUUCAGUGCUGUUGCAUUAGAUUCACAUUGGAUGGAUGACCCUGCAGUGAUUGCCCAUUCUGUCCAAUUUCUCAUUGAAAGGGCAUCGACAAUAGACUGGGUCUUAAGGAUGCGGUGGCUUAAUCACUUAGCCAAGAAGUUAACUCCAGAUACUGAUCACAUUCGUACAAUGAUAGAUGCAGGAGCUUAUGCUUUAAGUCAGCUGUAUUCCAGCCCCAUUCCUAAAGAAAUAAGCAAUGUUGUGAAACUGUUGCAGACCACAAUAUCUGAUGAGGAUUAUAUCCCAUUAGAUCCACGGUGGAACAUGCAGUACUUGGAAAUUGUGACAAAUUUUCUCAAGUUUGAUACAGGAACUGAGCCUGCUAAGCAGCUGUUAAAUUUGUUGAACAGUGUGACCAACAGGGCAGUGCUGCUGGCGAAUAGAGAAAGGCAAUACUUCUUGGAGAAGCCUGAGGUCACAAACCUAAGGGAAACCAGUGCCUUGCAAAUAGCUAUAAAGUUUCACAAAGAUCCUUCAGUUAAUCAGGACCUCCCUCAUCCCGUGGUUGCCCAUCUAGCUGCCUUCUUUGACCUUUGGGAUAUGUUUCUGAAUGAGUGCCUUCAGUCAAGCCAUUCUCCCCUGAGAAAUGAUGCCGUUACUGAGGUGUUGCACUGUAUUCUGUGGCGUGACCGGUUUAGAAAGGUUUGCGAGACUGUGUCUUUAGACUCUGCUGGUCUGGCUCUGUUAGCUCUUCACUGGUGUUGGGUAGUCAAGCACUCACUUAAACAGAUCCCAAAAAUCUUUAUUGGGCUUGAAAAUAGCAGGCUAUGCCAGGAGGUUCAGUCUGUCUCUUCAAGUAUCCAGGACUGUGUGUCCUCUGACUCCAAAGUGCCUACUAGUGUCAAGAUGCUGCAGAAUAUUCUGGGGAGACCACUGCCUUACAAGGAGGAAUGGCUGGCACAAUGUAUGGAGAGAUUAAGUACUCUCUCUGCCUCCCUGGAUAUAUUCGAGUUGAGGCCAGUUAGAGGGGAGAGUGGCUGGCUGGAAAAAAUACAUCGCAUGAAGGCAGCUUCCUCAGGAUGGGAGAUAAAAGCCAAAAUUCUAAAUUCCUGUGUGUCCAUUCUAAAAGCAAAUCACCGGGAACUUAUCAACAGAGAUGAACUUUGCCUAUCAAUAGAAUCACACUGUUCAUUUCUGGAAAACUGUGGGAUAAAGCUCUCUCUGACUAAAGAUGUACACUCUGAAGACUUUGGUGGUCAAGUGAAUUCUGAAGAUCUGAUACAGCUUUCAAGUAAAGUUCAGAUGUGGCCUGGGAUGGAGUAUCUUAAAUUGCUGUGGCAUUACAAAGUUACUGCAGACAUACUAUCUCACACCUAUUAUGGCAGGAAGAACCUGAAAUCUGAUAUUACUCAGCUUGUAACAUUUUGCUUGAAAGAAACUCCCAUUUCAGUACAACACCUUCAAGCUCUAUUUUAUCUUACAGAAGUGCCAGAGAUGAGUUCUGAGGUGAUUUCAUUGUUGUGGCCAGAGCUCAUGAGCAGUGUAUUUGCAUCCUUCUGGAAUAGCACAGUAACGACUGACCCAGACUAUUGGUCAUCAUGGAAAGAUGCCUUCUCUCCAGAAGAUGGAAAGAUUGUUCGAAGUCUUAUGGAACCUUCUGUGAAGGGUCCUGCAAUUUUAAGCAAAGCUGUCUUCUCUAAAUGCUUCUGUGAAGUUCUGACGAGCAGCAGCAAAGCAAUUCCUUGGAAUGUAAGUGGCCUUCCUGUCCUUUUAUCUUCCCAUGUGUCCUUGGGAGAGUGGUCUGAAAGGCUAAAUCGGUUGAGAGAGAUCAGUUCUACACUUUGGAGCAAUAUGACAGUCUCUUCUAUGGCAAAUUUCAGGAGUACAGACUCCCGCCUCCAGGGCCUGCUGUUAUAUCACCAUUUCAUUGCACUUAAAGAUCUAGUCCCGCAAAGCAUCCAGGAGGAGUUCUUGCAGUACUGUGACCACCUGCCCACCAAAGACUUGUCAGCCUAUCACUACAUUCAGGAUAUACUACGAGACUGGAUGAACCAAGAGAUGUUGCCAGUAGACCUUCUUAAACUGUGGCUUAUUUGCCUGCAACAGUUCUAUGCUGAGGUGGAUGGAACAAUGCAUGUGUCAGAUUCAGCCCAUAAAGGAUCAUUGUGGGUGAAUUUAGGCUUAUUGCAAAUUCAAAUCUGGCUGCCACAAACUGUAUUUGACCCUGCAGUAAAGAGGCAGCACAAGCUGAAAUACACAAAAGAUGAGUUACAUGAGCUGGAAUGUGAGUGGAGAGUACGUGAUCUGUCAUCCAGUCUGCUCACAGGAAAAUCGCUAGAAGACGAAUCUUUGCAAAAACACAUGCACCCUCAUGUCAGGAUACUGCUACAAAGAAUUCAAAAGCUAAAGAAAAGUAUUGCUGACCUUACUAAAAAGCAGGCUUACCGCCCCAGAAACCCUACCUAUGACUGCUUAUAUCAAGAUGUGCACAACUACCUCAGCAGUAUUGCAAAGACUUCUUCAGUCCAGGAUUUAUCAUCCCGCCUACUGAAAACCCUCACAGGGAAAAGUUCCAAAUCACGGCAAGCGUUACAGAACCUGCUGUCUGAAGAGGCCACAUGGCAGCAAUCGCACCACAAAUUUAGAAAGCGCCUUUCAGAGGAAUAUUCCAUGUACCCUGACUUAGUCACCCCACUGUGUGCUGCAAUACUUCAGAUGCAGCAUGGCAUGAGGCUUAUAGCCUCUGAGGUUUAUAUUUCCAUGAACAGUGUUCUUAUUUCCCCUUCCAAAAUAAUAACUCUGUUAAAUUCCCUGUUAGCUUUUCCAUCUGUCUCUGAAUCUUUCCCAACUUACCUCUCAAAUGCAGACAGUUUGUGCUCUGUGAGUUCCUUAGACAUUCUAAAAAGCCUGAAAAAGCUCUCUCAGAAAUAUUCCUCCAGAACUACACAUGGAGUCACAGAUUUAAGCAGCUGUCUGACAAAGGAGCAGCUGUUGGUUAACAGUUUGCUAUACCUGCGUUCUCAUGUACUUUCUAAAGGAGAGAUGGAUCAGAAGUCUUUAAAGCUUUUCAGACACAUAUGUCAGGCCAUAAUCAAUGACUGGGAUGAGCAGGAAGAGGCUGAAAGGCAGCGACAGAAGCAAGAGAGCAGCUUAUACAAAUACAGGACGAAAAGCCAUGGUGAAGCCCUUCCAGAUAAUGAGGAGGAAAGGGAGUUCCGCAAGAGGUUUCCUCUGCAUGAAAAGGAUUUUGCUGACCUGGUCACUGAACCCAGUCUAGAAGGAAAAAUGGAAACUGAGGAGCCCGAGGAAAAGGAAUCUCAUGUUACUUUAGUGUUGCAAAGCUCCAUGCAGGCAGUGAUGCUUAUACACCAGCAGUUGUGUUUGUGUACUGCUCGAUCCCUCUGGUACCAUCACAACCCACCAGAGCAUCAAGCUAAGCAUUACCUCAGUGCAUUCCUGUCCUGCUAUCAGACCAGUGCUGCCCUCAUAGAGCACCUCUAUCCCCUCAUGGGUUCUGAACUGAAUGACCAUCUCCUUGGCAGUCAGUUGCUAGCUGGCUCUCUUCUGCAGAAUUCUAUUUCAGGAAACACUGCUACAAAUCUCAUCCUGCAGCAUGAGGGACCAUAUGACUUUUACCAACACCCCAACAUCCCGCAAGUCCAGCAGUGUCAGAAGAUACUGCAGAAUUUCACAAGUGCUAUAAACAAGUUGCUAGAAGAGUGGCCAGAACACCCAGCUUUAGUGCAAGUACUGGUUGUAAUUGAACGAAUCCAAUCAUUUCCACUUUCCAGUCCUCUUUCUAAGAUUCUCAAUGGAUUAGAAAUUCUUCUAGCAAAGGCCCAAGACUGGGAAGAGAAUGCUAAUCGUGGACUCUCUUUACGGAAGCAUCUUGAUGAAAUUACUCAGCUCAUUAUCCAGUGGCGGAAACUGGAGCUAAAUUGUUGGUCUUUAGGUCUUGACAAUGCCCUUGCACGACAUGUACAAAAGACUACAAGUCACUGGUUUUCUGUUUAUCAGCUAGUUGAAAAACACUUGCAAGAGGAACAUGAGCAAGAGGAGCUGCUGUUGCAGUCCCUGACAAAGACUCUGCAGGCAUUUAUAGAAGGCUCCACCCUUGGUGAAUUCCAGUCACGACUCACUUUGCUUUUGGUUUUCCACUGCCAUGUACUACUUAUUCCACAAUCGCCAAAGAAAGACUCCCUUUGUAGUGUUCUCUGGAAUCUGUAUCAUUAUUACAAGCAGUUUGCCUCAACUGUCCAGGCCAGAAUCACUGAACUUCGAAAUCCACUGGAAAAGGAACUUAAGGAAUUUGUGAAAAUAUCCAGGUGGAAUGAUGUUAGUUUUUGGUCAGUGAAGCAGUCUGUGGACAAGACCCACAGAACUCUCUUUAAAUACAUGAAAAAGUUUGAAACAGUUUUGUGUGAGCCAUGCAGUCCUGCACUGACUGAAAGUGCCCAGGAAGAACGAUUGGAGUACCAAGAGGACCAGAGAGAAAGUGCAGCUAAAAUAAACCAACUACAGCAGUUGUGUUUAACUUUGACAGCUGCAGUAAUAAAAGAAGAGCAAACUCUGUUAUCUUGCGGAGAAAGCAUUUAUUCAACAGAUUCUCUUCAGGCUCGGCUCCCAAUUCUUACAAACCGAAUGAAGAAAUUAUGCUGUAAAUAUAUCAGGAAUAAUGCAAUGCCUAGCUUGUUUGACAGCCUUAAUGAAUUUGCAGAGGGCAUCAUUGCGUCUGUAACGGAGCUCCAGAACCUUACAGUUGACCACAAUGCAGAUAAGGAAAAACAGAAAUCUCAGGCCAAACAUAUUUUGAUGCAGAAACAGAGAGCACUAUCUGAGCUCUUUAAAAUGCUCACCAAAACUGGUUUGUCAUACAGGAAAGGUAUUGCAUUUACCCGUACAAAGAACCUUCAGGAUGUGCUUUGCCUUCAUCCUUUAGACCUUCACAGUGCUUUAGCCAUUUCAUAUAACACCCUGGGCACAGAUUCUAAGUUAUUAGCAGAGAUCUCUAUAACUUGGGAUGGGUGCCAGAAGUAUUUCUACAGAUCCAUAGCUCGCAGCUCAAGGCUAACAACAUCUUUAUUGGCCCCUGCUAAGGAAAUUGGUUUGGGAAGCAUUGAACGAUGCAAGGGAUUUUCUGGCCAUCUUUUAAAGAUCCUUGUCAAGCAAAGGACCUCUCUUACUAUUCUGACAGAACAGUGGAUCAUCAUGAGAAACCUCUUAAGCUGCAUGCACGAGAUCCACUCAAGAAUGGAGAAUGGCAAUGAAUACAGAAUUGCUUUCCCACCCCAGGAUGGUGUCCAGCAGUGGGUAGAGCGUUUGCAGCAUCUCACCAUGCAGUGCACUAUGGUUUUAGAACAACUGCUUUGGUUUAUUGAAUGUUGCCCUAUACAAGAGAAUUUAAGCUCUAAAAACAUGGGGGAUCAAGCAGAAAUCAUCAAAUCUGAAGUACGGUCACCUAGCACAGAUUUCUUAUCUGCUGGGAUGAAUUGUCCAUCACCUGUAGCAACCAGCCUUCUGCCAUCAGCAUGCACCAUGCAUAAAUCAGACCAAAACUGGCAGCAACUGAAUUCCGCAGUAACUAAGAAGCUAACUGAGAUUAAGCAGACAAAGGCUAAAAUGGACAAGAUCCGACAGCAGUCUUGUGAAACACUGUUUUAUUCUUGGAAUGAUUUUGAGGCCUGUUCCUCAGCAUUAGACACCAUGCAAGACAUUGCCCAUGAAUUACGGGAGGUGGAGUCCAAGUUUGUUCUUCCUGAGACAGAUGUAAAGGAGGCAGCACAGUACAUGACAUUUCUUAAGAGCCUGCACUACAUAAGAGAUGAGGUCCGUAAUGCUAUGAGAGAAUUCACAUUGUGGAAAUCUCGCCUACAAGCAAUGGGAAGAGCUAAAAGAAACCAAGAGUCAGAUGAAGAGUAUGUUAAAGACUUUUCAAACCAAGUUGAGUCAACCAUAAAGUCUAUUCUUUGUGCUAUCCAAAACCUUGUGGUAAAAAAGAGUGACAAGGAAAAUAAGGAAUCAGAAGUGGCAGAAAAGGAAGAUGAGGAGACCUCAGACGACAGACUUCCACAGGACCUUAUUACCAAAUUGUUGACAGAAGACCUGUGCAGUGACCUGAAAUCUCUGCAAGUGCAUUUAAUCAUUUCUGCUGUCUCUGAGUUGUUAGAGAGGCUUAAAACAUAUGGAGAAGACUGCAUUAAAGACAAGUAUACGUUUUUCAACCAGUGCUGUGGCUUACUUGUUCGUCUCUUGCCGAUGCUGUCCACUUAUUCAGACCUUAUUUUAUUUUACCUGAGUUUGUCUCUGGCAACACAUAGAAGUACUGGGAAACUGUUUUCUAUCUUGGCUCACCUCUUCACUGAACUUGCUCAGAAAGGUUUUUGCCUCCCUAAAGAGCUGAUUGAAGAAGCUGCUGGUGAAGGGGCAACUGAGUUCCAUGAUUAUGAAGGUGGUGGCAUAGGGGAAGGAGAAGGCAUGAAGGAUGUCAGUGACAAAAUUGAAAAUGAGGAUCAGAUAGAAGAUACACUGAAGAAAGGGGAGGAUAAAGAGAAGGAUGAUCCAAACAAUAAGCCUGAUGUCAAAGAAGAAGACAAUGCUAUUGAGAUGUCAGAGGAUUUUGAUGGAAAAAUCCAUGAUGGGGAGUUGCAAAAGAAAGAGGAGGAGGAUGAGUCCAACAGUGAUGAAGAAGAGCUGGAUAAGCAGAUGGGAGAUCUUGGUAAUGCUGAAGCUGACAAACUGGAUGAAAGGCUCUGGGGAGAAGAUGAUGAUGAUGAUGAUGAUGAUGAAAAUGAAGAUGAAAGUGAUAAAACUGAGGAGACUGGACCAGGGAUGGAUAUGGGUGAAUCUGAACUUGUUGCUAAAGAUGAUAACUUGGACGCUGAUAACAAAAGCAAAGAGGAUAAAAAGCAGGAAGUAAGAGAUAAGAGGGAUGAAGAACAAGCAGAGGAUGUACCAAACAAGCAACAAAUUCACGAACAGAUUGAUGAGCGUGAGUAUGACGAGAAUGAGACUGACCCAUACCAUGGUAAUCAGGAAAAUAAGCCUGAACCAGAAGCUCUUGACCUACCUGAUAAUUUAAACCUAGAAAAUGAGGAAGAAAAAAACAGUGGAGAUGAGAAAGAGGAGGGUAAUGAAGAGGGAAAUCCUUAUGAUAUUGAAGAGAAGCCCUUAGAUGUAGAUGAUAAAGAUAAACAAGAUGAAGGACAUGAAGAAGGCAGACCUGAAGAGGAGCAAGACUCUAACGCUACAGAGAAAAAUGCAUCUGAACAGACAGGAGAAGAGGAAGAUGGAAAAGAUACUGAGAAUCCUGAUCAGGAGGAAAAUGAACAGAAUGAGGAGGAAAAUAAACAGAAUGAGGAGGAAAAUGAACUACCUGUGGAGGAGGAUAAGAUGGAUACUGGUGUGAAAGAUGAAGAAGACAGGCUACCAGCAGAUCAGGGUAUAUUACCAAAGGCUGAAGAAGAGACACCAGAGAAGGAAGAAGGCAUUGCAGACUCAACAGAAAGAAUGGAACAUGACUCAUGUGGGCAAACUGCAGAAGAAAAUUUGCAAAGUGAAAGUGCUGCAGAGCUUGCAGGAUCAGCUUCAGAAAAGGAUGAUGCGAAAGAGGAGCAUGGCACUGGAACUGCUGAUGCUAGCCAAUCUGAGGGUCAUGAAUCCAAAUUAAUGGCACGUUUGGCAUCUCAGAAGGAAAGCAUCAAAACUACACAGAGUGUAAAGCGGAAACCAGGCCAGUCUGAUGAUGAACGAUCACUGGGCGAUCAUAGCCAGCAGGUCCACAAGCGGCUUAGGAUUAUGGAUUCCAGCAGUGAAAUGACAGACAGUUCCGACAGGCCAGAACAUAAAUCAGGACAGGCCGACGCUUACGAACACAUUAAGCAAGACUCUGUGUCCUAUGAUGUGCAGACAUAUGAUGUUGCUAGUAAAGAGCAGGAGAAAGCCAUGCAUCCUAUGAAUGAAGACAACGGAGAGAAGAAUCCACAUGAAGAAGAUGCAAUGGAAAUGGAACCACCAUUGGAUGAGAAGCUUGAAGCCAUUGAUGUGGAGAAAUUGAAACCAGAGGAAUUGACCUCAGAUUUGUCAAAAACGCAAGGGCCUGGCGAUGCUGAGCUAGAGAGCCAAAUUGCAAAGACUGAAGAAAAUAUAGACACCGCUGAAAGAAGUCAAGAAACAGGAAAGGCAGAGAGAAGCACCGAGUCUUCAAUACACACUGCUCUACAAUUUCUAACGAAUGCUAUAGAGCAGGUUGCUCACAAUCCAGAAGAACUGAGGGAAAUGCUGGAAAAGCAGUUGGAAGUCUGGCAGAUGCAGUCAGUUAGUAGCGUUGAAGAGGAAAAGACUGCAGCUGAGAUGUGGCAGCGGUACCUCCUACUAACGGCUCCUCUUUCCCAGCAGCUUUGUGAGCAGCUAAGGCUCAUACUUGAACCUACACAAGCAGCCAAACUCAAAGGUGAUUUCAGGACCGGAAAGAGACUAAACAUGCGCAAAGUGAUUCCAUACAUAGCCAGUCAGUUUAGGAAAGACAAGAUUUGGCUACGAAGAACAAAACCCAGCAAGCGACAGUAUCAGAUUUGUUUAGCUAUUGAUGAUUCCUCAAGUAUGGUUGACAACCAUUCUAAACAGCUUGCUUAUGAGUCAUUGGCUGUCAUUGGGAAUGCAUUGACUCUCUUAGAAGUGGGGCAGAUUGCUGUGUACAGUUUUGGCGAGAGUGUCAAGCUUUUACACCCCUUCCAUGAGCAAUUCAGUGACCAGUCUGGAUCUAGGAUACUCAGCCUCUGUAAAUUCCAGCAGAAGAAAACAUUAAUUGCUCAGUUCUUGGAAUCUUCCGUGCCCAUGUUUGCUGCUGCACAGCAGUUGUCCCUUAGUAGCAAUCCAGAAACUGCACAACUGCUCUUAAUUGUGUCUGAUGGAAGAGGCUUGUUUGUGGAGGGGAAAGACAGAGUCACAUCAGCUGUACAGGCGGCAAGGAAUGCCAAUAUAUUUAUUAUUUUUAUCAUUUUGGACAAUCCUACUUCCAAGGAUUCCGUUAUGGAUAUUAAAGUGCCAAUUUUUACUGAAGCUGGAGCUAUGCCAAAAAUGAUAUCUUACAUGGAGCAAUUUCCGUUCCCUUUCUAUAUCAUCCUCCGAGAUGUAAAUGCCCUUCCAGAAACCCUUAGUGAUGCCCUCAGGCAGUGGUUUGAGCUGGUGACUACCUCAGAGAAUGUCUAAACCCCACAUUUAUACAGCAAGCUUCUACACUUUCAUGUUGGUGGCAUUGAACCGAAACAUCAGAAGAACAGGACACAUGGACUUCCUUUUUAUAAGUGCUACAAUGUCCUGUGACUCAGGUCAAAAUUCAUUGCUGCACUGAUGCAGGAUGCUAUGCAAUGAUCCACGAACACAAUUUACCUCCACUUUCUCCUUCCAUCUUCUACAGAUAUAUAGUCAUACUACCUGCUGUCAAUAUUUCCAUUUGUAGCUCACUUAACACAGGACUCAUUUAAAAAAUGUAUUCAUAUUUUGUCAAUCUGCUUCAAAAAGUAAAGAGAGGUUUUUGAAUAAAUGUGGACAAUUGACUCGCUGAGAUUUUGUAAUCGGUAGAGAUAAUAGGCUAUAUUCAAAGAAGCUGGGGUUUUUUUUUUUUUGUUUUGGUUAUUUCAAUUCAACCAAAAACGUAAGUUCUGUUUCAUUACUUGAAAUGGUUUCUGUAGAGGAUCUCGUCAUGUUUUCUAGGUAUUUUUGUGAUCCAAUUUGUUUUUUUUUAUUGUUAUUAACAGUGGUCCGUGGUAAACGUUGUAAAUCACUAUGUUAAACUGUGAAGUCUGCACAAUUUGUACAAUGAUCUUUGGACAUAUACUGUGUUUGAAAAAUGUCUACGUGAGCGUUUUUUUUUAUCCUUUUUAGCUUUGCGGUCUAAUAAAGUCAAGUUAAUUGUU
This is a messenger RNA of Xenopus tropicalis (tropical clawed frog), 18894 nucleotides long. RefSeq names its product midasin AAA ATPase 1 (gene mdn1). Gene Ontology annotation, cellular component: nucleus; nucleoplasm; nucleolus. The coding region runs from base 1550 to 18187 and encodes 5545 amino acids. The transcript is spliced from 102 exons. Gene Ontology annotation, biological process: ribosomal large subunit assembly. Gene Ontology annotation, molecular function: ATP binding; ATP hydrolysis activity. Lineage: Eukaryota; Metazoa; Chordata; Amphibia; Anura; Pipidae. The record is from RefSeq and is a predicted model, not a curated record.